AUGCCUGACGAAGCCCUUGAUUUUGGAACCACAGUGAUGGUCAUGCAAAUCACCUGCAAGGCUCCUGGCUGCGUCCCUUUGGAAACUGCCAUCAUCAUUGUAUUUCCGCAAUCUCCAGAAGAAUUGAUUCCUGAUUUACCAGAAAGCAAAGAUGGAGGCUCCUACAAGACCAAAAUAUUGAAACCAAUGGCGGAAGUCACCAAAGACGAUGUGUUGGACUCCUUGCCGUCCCAAUUCACAGGUGGACGAAGGACUAUGGAGAAACUCUGCAUUGGAGCCCGCGAUGUCAUGUUAGCACAAAUCACGCAGCUGUUUGGGGAAGAAAGUGAUAGUACUGUGGGUGAUCGUAAAGCCAUGGCAGAAUAUAUGCAGCUGUGUCUUCAGCAGUACAUUGACAAUGGUUGCAAGCCACCGCCACUUGGAGUACCCGUUGCGAUGAUUCCAUCCAAAGCGCAAAAGGGUGGCGUCACUAUAGACGCUCAAACUGAUACAAAAGAAACUGGCAAGGCUCCGAUCGGCGCCAAGAGUGCGGGGGGUGCCGAAGAGGAGGUUCAAGAGGAAAUGGCGAAUUUGUCAGCAUCAUCAACAACAACCACCACCGUCACCAGUGCACGAGCCUCCGCCGUGAGACAUUCCAACAGGGUGAACAAUUCGAUCAAUCCAACCAGAUCAAUAUCUAACUUAUUCAACCGAGAGCAUGCGCCGGGAAUUCGACAACCAGGUUGCCCUUGUUGUGACCCAGAUAACCCGAACGGUAUAAUGGGGCAAAUGUUGAAUAUUUAG
Cylindrotheca closterium is the source of this 783-nucleotide messenger RNA. NCBI's taxonomy places the organism in Eukaryota, Bacillariophyta, Bacillariophyceae, Bacillariales, Bacillariaceae. The record is from the annotation of a GenBank genome assembly.